Branchiostoma belcheri (Belcher's lancelet) is the source of this 3014-nucleotide messenger RNA. RefSeq lists its product as uncharacterized. The record is from RefSeq and is a predicted model, not a curated record. Bases 8 to 1705 code for a protein of 565 amino acids. The transcript has 8 exons. NCBI's taxonomy places the organism in Eukaryota, Metazoa, Chordata, Leptocardii, Amphioxiformes, Branchiostomatidae.
UGUAAGAAUGGCGCAGCCGCCGCCGCCGCCGCCACUGUGGCUAGGGUUCCUUGCCUUCAUGUACACCCUAGUCAUUACCCCUAUGCUGAUGCUGUUCAGAGGGCUCUUCCGUUACAAAGAAGAUACAGUUCCGAAUGAGCCGAUUGCAACCACACCCGUGCCCGGCUCCGCUACCCGUCUCGGGCUGAUGACAUGGGAAAGGCGAUGCAGGACAGGAGCUACUAGGCAUCCAUUGCGGUUCGGUUGGCAGAGGAGGACUGGCACCCGACUUAAGUCAAGUGAGUCGAGUAAGUCACUCGCAGAAUCGGAGGUAGGCAUCGAAUCCAACAAAGAACCAUCCGAGAGUUCAGACCGGUCCACUCCUCUAGAUCUGUCGUCCUUAUCCCAGCCUGAAGAUUCAAGCGAGCCUGAGUACCCCGCCUUUGUGACAUCGAAGACGGACAUCAACCCGAAGGAUCGUAACCAAGCAUCAUCCGAUCCUUCAACCACCAGUGCGCCUGCAAAUGAAGCGGGAGAGGCAGUCGACAAAACCAUCGCCACCACCAGGUGGCUCUACAACGACCUGAAGUACGCUCUCCAACAACUUGACGCCCUCCAACGCCACUACGAACAAGAGAUUCCCAUCCUUCGCAACUAUGUACAAGGGAUCUUAAAGAAACUGACAGACAAGAUUGAGGGAACUGACGAAACCAGGGAAGAAACGUGUCCUUACGUAAGUGCAGUCCUUGUCCCAGAAGACGACGACGUCGACGCCAAGAAGGAGAACACAAAGCAAGUAACACCCUCAGCUUCCCCGCAAGAGAUAGAUGCUACGGGCGGCGGAAACGUGUCAGAAGGACCACCAAAAGAUCAAGACACCAUUCAAGCAGACGUUAGCGCCGAAACUGGACAAACACUCGACGAAAGUAGUUGCGACGACCUGCCCAUUGGACCCCUGCGAUCCCUGGUAGCUGAGGAAAGGAACACGGCACCUGCCUGUUUCACUGGCACCCCUGACAACGGUCGCCCACCAGAAAACCAUGGCUGGGAACGUCAAGACAACGGUUACAUCGACAGCGGACCCCGAGAGAUGCUUUACCUGGACAACCAUGGACCACUCAAGACGCAAGGGGAUUGCUUCAGCGCCGAUGACCUAUCAUCUGGACCAAAAGGACUGUUCGAGACUGAGGACUACCCUGAACCACCCAACGACCAUGGAACACUGGGACAUCCAACUGGUUUUCAAUACCAGGAAAAAGAAGGACACACGACGUGGGAUGACUAUGGAGGUGGAAUCGACGAUGAAGUGGACAGUGGGCCGAAGGAAAUGCUCUUUGGGAUGCCAUUGUCCGAAGCCCUGAUGUCCAUCAGACAGAACUAUGGCGAUGACGAGGACGAUGACUCUGACACACGUUACCAUGCUGAUGUCUGUUUUGGCGAUGAGCAGCCACCACAGGAUGCUUGGGGUCUGGAACGUAAUGAGGACGUGGCAGACAGGGGGCUUGUUGUCUCGGCGAUGCAACAUGUCUCCAAGCCACCUGGACAAGACAUUGGAAUCGCUGGAGACGACAUGAAGGGUCUGAAGCUCAGCAUUGAAGCCAAUGAGGACAACAGCCGCACGAGCUUUGAUGUGCCCAUGGAACCGCCGGAGCGCCCCCUUCCAGACCACAACUACAACUACAACAACGAUGCCAUGGGCCGCACUCCUGACAUGAACUGUGGCUAGAGUGAACAGGGAAGAAUACUUGACAGAAUAGAAAAGUUCUUUGUCCACAACCAUUUUUUAACAGGAGCCGACGUUUCGAUGACCGUCUGUCAUCUUCAUCAGAGCAAUUAUGACUGAUGAAUAUGAAACGUCAAAAAGUGGUUUUGAAAAAAAAAACUUUGCUAUUCAAUCGUUCACCAUCUGGUAAUACCAUUUACGGAAGAAUACUUGGCAGUGUAUUUUGGCACUGCUUUUUACACAAAUUACUUUGUAGUGGCUUAUUUUGCUUACUGUCGUGUGAGGGUGACUUUUAGCUUAUUACACUUAGUCGAGUAUAUCAAAACUAUUAUAUCAAAACGAUUAUUAUGAAAGAAAACAUUGGACAAAGACAAUAUCAUUAGGUACUAGCACAUAUCAAUGAAAGAAAAAAAGAUGUACAAAUUGCAAGGUGUAAAUCUUAAUUUCAUGCACUAUACUUAAUCUCCAAGCAGAUCAUACGGUGGCAAGACAAUAUCCAUUGGCCAGGGGAGUGUCCACUAGCCACCGGGGCUAAGGACUCUCUCUAGAUGGUCAGUUCUGACCGUAACGCUUUUGCCACCAGACAUCUGCUUGUAGAUUAUACUGCAGCUACAUUUAUGUCUCAGGUAACAACUGGAAUAGUUCUGUGUUUAUGUGUUUUUAACCACUUGAUAACUUUUCAUUAAGUCUUUACCUGUAUGAUUUUUCAUCUUAAACAAAUAUUUGAUCGUUCUAAAAAUGUUGAUGCCUUUAACUACUAUGUUGCACUUGAAACUUGUAGGGCCCCGAUUGAUAUGAUAUAGCCAAAGGCCUCACACAUGCACAUAUAAAAAAGAUACCAAUCUUAAGCUUAUGACAGGAUACUUCGAUUGUGUGAAAAGUUUGCUUGAAAAGGAAAGUAUGCUUGAUACAUAUGAAUGGUGUAUCCCUAUUUCACUUGAAGGUUUGGAUCGAGAUGUUGAUAAUACAGUAAAGCUAUGACAUGUUUGUUUACAAUUAUUUACAUACAGUUUCACUGGGUUUCCCCUAGCUCAAUUCAUGCAUAAAAAGUUGCAUUUGAAAGAUGCAAAAGAUUCUUAGAAUCUGUUAUCAUCAGCUUAUAAGAUAACAAUAUACUCGUAAUAGGUGAUCCAAGGAAUUUGGUGACACAUUGUCGUGUAAUGUAGUGAUGAAAUGAAGCGUGAAGAAUAUGUGUGUUUUACAAUGUUCAAUUCAUCCUUAAUUGUGAGAAUGUGAGUACUGUUUUAUUGAAUGACUUCUAUUUCUCAUGCUUUGCUCUUGUAGUGACAAAUAAAAGAAAGCAAAAAUCCAA